AUGGCUCUCAAAUACUGCCACCCGGAGUGGAAGCUUUUUCUGAGGUUUCCUCUGGUGAGGCCACAACACCCAGGGAACGCCCCGGGGAAAACUGUCAAACCCAGAAUUACAAAAGGCAGGGGCAGGAACCACACCUUCUCGGGGCCGGAAGUGAGCGGCGCUCGACCCUGGACCACCGGGGACGGGAUUAAGGAGCAGCGGCACCCUCGGCCGCCUAUCUCCUCCUCGCGGAAGAACUCGAAGCUCCGGUCCGCAGAUUCCGCCGGCCUGGGGGUCACCUGCUGCGGUGUUGGACCAGGAACCGGACGAACUCCUUCUGCCCUGGCGAUCCCCGCCCGCCGCCGGCCUGAGUCAGGAGCCCAGCGUUUGGAACCAGGGGGCCGCCCCGCCCCGCUCCGUCGGCCCCGGCCGGGCGGACCACGUCGGAGGAGCACUUCCGCUGAACGCGCGCACUUCCGGCUGCGUGGAACCAAUGAAAGCGCGGCCGCGGUGUCCCCUGCGCUGGUUUCCGGGCCGAGGUUGUCUGCCGGAGGACCGGGUCCGUUUGGCCUUCAGGGCCUGCACGGGGGAAUGCGCAGUGGCUGGGCCUCUAGAGUCCUUUGUAACGGUCCCCGAAGCCAGGGCUUCACAGUCAGCUCUUGCCCUUUGGUUCUCGCUCGGAACCAAAACGUCGGCAAAUUUCCCUGUGACCUUGGUGCGGGUCAGUUCACGCCCUGGGGUGGCGUGGGGUUCCCCUCUGAAGAGGUGUCCUGA
This is a messenger RNA of Cricetulus griseus (Chinese hamster), 753 nucleotides long. The record is from RefSeq and is a predicted model, not a curated record. NCBI's taxonomy places the organism in Eukaryota, Metazoa, Chordata, Mammalia, Rodentia, Cricetidae.